Peronospora belbahrii is the source of this 1503-nucleotide messenger RNA. Lineage: Eukaryota; Oomycota; Peronosporomycetes; Peronosporales; Peronosporaceae. The record is from the annotation of a GenBank genome assembly.
AUGGGGUCUGCACGGGGUGAACAUGAGCCUUUAUUACCUUCAUAUUCUCCUUCUGUAGCCCGUACACUGCUUUUUGGUCAAGGAACAGAUUUACCAUGGCCUGCUACCUUUGAAGAAGGCGUUGAUGCACGCAUGGCGUCACCAAUGUCCGUGACUUUAACUCCACGUCGUCUUCAUUCAAUUACUAGCAGUCCGUAUAAUGAGAGACAGAGGUUUUUUCAACAGCAACAGCAACGAGAAGGACUGUGGUCUCCAACCAGGACGAACAGCGGUGUGAUCUCUAUUCAAGGCACCAGCAGCUUCAAGGAUGCUGUGUUCAAUGCUAUUAAUGUACUUUUAGGCGUGGGUGUACUUUCGAGUCCCUUCUCACUGCGUUCGAGUGGAUGGCUCAUUGGUAUGCCGCUUCUUCUCUUUUUUACUUUUGUGACAAAUCACACGGCCAAACUGUUAGGCAAGUGUCUGGAUUACCAGGAAGGUAUGACAACGUAUCCAGACAUUGGAGAGGCAGCUUUUGGCACUAGAGGACGAGUGAUCAUUGGAAUCACGUUCUUUGCUGAGCUUUUUACGGCUUGUGCCAUGUUCUUUGUCCUCAUUGGCGAUACAUUAGCGGCCUUAAUUCCGUCGUUUACAGAGACGCAGUUGACGGUCAUGGCAUUUUUGCUUAUCAUGCCGUCUAUCUGGACGACACGCAUGUCGAAGUUGUCGGUUUUCAGCAUUUUGGGCAUUUUUUCGUCGUUCUUCUGCCUCUAUACAAUUUUUUACGUCGGGUUUGCGAUUGACACUAAGGUGCCUGGGUACGAAAUGGGCAGUUUGUUGCAUCCACAGCCUCUGCAAGUGAUUGGUGACAUGGACCGCAUUCCGCUGGCAAUUGGACUCACGAUGGUAGCGUUUGGUGGUCACUCGGUCUUUCCAUCCAUUUGUAGCUCCAUGGCAAAUAAGAAGGACUAUCCGCGCGUGCUUGACCUAUCGUACUUGAUCGUGGGGCUAGUGUAUGUUGCGAUCGAGCUAGCUGGCUACCUCAUGUACGGCGUUGCUACUCAGAAGGAGAUUACACUCAACCUUAUUGCGACGUAUCCAGGAAUACUCACGCAGAUGGUGGUCUGGACAAUUGCGCUCAACCCUAUGAGUAAGAUCGCGAUCACGCUUCAUCCCAUUGCGCUGGCGUUGGAAGAAAUUGUGCUUUCGCCGAAACAGAAGCGCGCUGCUGCUCAAAACAAACCAGACAAGGCGCUGGUAUAUUACCGAGCUUUUAUCCGCACGAUGCUUGGCUUGGGUGCGUUGUGCUGUGCGACUUUUGUGCCCCACUUUGCUCGUGUGACCUCAUUUAUUGGAGCUUUUUUCGCGAUGCUGGUCUCUGUAUUCUUGCCGUGCAUUUGUUACCUCAAGCUUUUUAGUCAUCGCUUGUCAAAGAUCGAGAUAGCGUUCAAUGCAGGAUUGGCUGGACUUUCCAUCAUCUUGAUGUUUUUUGGUACCCUCGCGUCAUUCUUGUCUCCGGCAGAGUGA